Molecule: messenger RNA, 2529 nt
Organism: Thlaspi arvense
Lineage: Eukaryota; Viridiplantae; Streptophyta; Magnoliopsida; Brassicales; Brassicaceae
Source: the annotation of a GenBank genome assembly
AUGGAUUUGGUCGCUAGUUGCAAGGAGAAACUUGCAUAUUUCCGGAUAAAAGAGCUCAAGGAUGUGCUCAGUCAGCUGGGGCUUUCUAAGCAGGGGAAGAAGCAGGACCUUGUCGAGCGGAUCUUGGCCAUUCUUUCCGAUGAGCAAGUGGCCAGGUUGUGGUCUAAAAAGGAUGUCGUGGCAAGAGAAAAAGUUGCAAAGCUAGUGAAUGAUACAUAUAGGAGAAUGCAAGCAUCUGGUGCAAGCGACUUAGCAUCAAAAGGGCAAGUUAGUUCAGAUAUCAGUAAUGCGAGAGUUAAAGAAGAGCCUGAAAACUCCUUUAAACCAAAAAUUAAAGUUCGGUGUAUUUGUGGAAGCUCACUGGAGACGGAGUCAAUGAUACAGUGCGAGGAUCUGAGGUGUCAUGUCUGGGAGCAUGUUGGCUGUGUUAUUAUCCCGGAGAAGCCUAUGGGAGGAAAUUCACCGCUUCCUGAUUCAUUUUACUGUGAAAUAUGCCGACUUACCCGAGCUGACCCAUUUUGGCUCACAGUGGCACAUCCAUUGUUUCCGGUGAGACUGACUACUACAAAUAUCCCAACUGAUGGUACAAACCCGAUACAGAGUGUGGACAGAACAUUUCAAAUAACAAGGACAGACAAAGACUUAUUGGUGAAACAGGAGUACGAUGUUCAGGCUUGGUGUAUGCUAUUGAAUGACAAAGUUCUGUUUAGGAUGCAGUGGCCUCAAUAUGCUGAGCUGCAGGUCAAUGGUGUACCUGUUCGUGCUAUUAACCGACCUGGGUCACAACUUCUUGGGGCCAAUGGCCGUGAUGAUGGACCUGUUAUUACACCUUGUAUUAGAGAUGGAAUUAACAAGAUAUCCUUGAGUGGAUGUGACUCUCGCAGUUUUUGUUUGGGUGUAAGACUUGUGAAGCGAAAGACUCUGCAACAGGUGUUAAAUAUGAUUCCAGAGGAGGCUAAAGGCGAGCCUUUUGAUGAUGCUCUUGCGCGUGUACGUCGAUGCAUUGGAGGUGGAGCUGGAAAUGAUAAUGCCGACAGUGACAGUGACAUCGAGGUCGUUGCUGAUUUCUUUGGAGUUAAUCUCCGGUGUCCUAUGAGCGGCUCUAGGAUGAAAGUUGCUGGGAGAUUUAAACCAUGUGUGCACAUGGGGUGUUUUGACCUUGAGGUGUUCGUGGAGCUGAAUCAACGUUCUAGAAAGGCAGGUAUUUGGCAGUGUCCUAUUUGUCUGAAGAACUACUCUCUUGAACAUAUGAUUGUGGAUCCUUAUUUUAACCGGAUCACAUCAAAGAUGAGACAUUGUGAUGAGGAGUUUACUGAAAUUGAAAUCAAACCUGAUGGUUCUUGGCGUGGGAAGUUCAAAAGUGAGAGUGAGCGCAGGGAAUUAGGGCAACUCUCACAAUGGCACGAACCUGACGGUAGUCUCUACCCCACGGUUAACGAGAUUAAACCGAAGAUGGAAAUGCUAACACCGGUUAAACAAGAAGGUUGCGCAGAUGGCCCAACCCCUCUGAGACUUGGAAUAAGGAAGAAUCGCAAUGGCGUUUGGGAAGUUAGCAAGCCUAGUAAUGGUGGUUUAUCCUCCAGUAACAGGGAAGAGAAGCAAAAUAUUAUACCAAUGAGCAGUAGUGCCACUGGAAGUGGUAGGGAUGGUGAUGACCCUAGCGUAAACCAGGACGCUGUUGGAGCCUUUGAUUUUGGAAACAACGGGAUGGAACUUGAUUCUCUAUCCAUGGAUGUAGAUUCAGGCUAUAACUCUAAUAAGAAUCAUCAACAAGAAGCAGCACCUAGUAAUAAUGAUGUCAUCGUUCUAAGUGAUUCUGAUGAAGAGAAUGACGUUGUAAUCACUGGAGGACCUGUCUACAAUGAGAAUCAAGCCGAUGGCAGUGGGGUGAAUUUUUCGUUGCACUCAUAUAAUGAAGACCCUCACACUGUGGUUGGGGGAAACUCAGGGUUAGGUCUUUUCACCAACGAUGAAGAUGAUUACGAUAUGCGUCUUUGGCAGUUGUCUUCAGAAACUCAAGGUGGUCCAGGGUUUCAACUGUUUGCAUCUGAUGCUGAUGUCUCAGAGGGUUUAGUUGGUUUGCAGCCUGGUCCACUGAACUGUGACCCUGUUUCAGAUACAUCAAUGCCAUCUAUUCCAAUGGUUCCAGAGUCUGUUGGACGAUCCGAAGCAGAUGCAAACGGUGGAUUAGUCGACAAUCCUCUGGCGUUUAGUAGAGACGAUCCCUCGCUUCAGAUAUUUCUGCCCACAAGACCAGAGACUUCAGCUCAGUCUGAUUUCAGAAAUCAGGCUGAGGUGUCAAAUGGGAUCCACAGUGAUGAUUGGAUCUCUCUUAGGCUUGGUGAUCAUGGUGAGACGAUAGGUGCAAACGGAGUUAACCAAAACAACCAAGGAUCAGCGAGAGAAGAUGAUUUGGAUACUUUGUCAGAGACUGCGUCGUUGCUUAUGGGGAUGAAUGACAAUAGACAAGAGAAGGCAAGUAGACAAAGAUCAGAGAGUCCGUUUUUAAUUCCUCGCCAGAAGCGUUCA